AUGGCCGACUUUACAGUAAAACUUCACGACGCACAGAGAGAUCUGGAUGACAACAGCCGUAUUGAUCAGCAUGACCUUGCUCUGGCGUCCUAUAUGAGCAGCCUUGCACUCGAGCUAAAGAAGCACUAUAACGAUGUGUCAGGAGACGAGCAGACGCUUGAAGAAGCCGCAGACAUGGCUGAAAGGGCAACGCUUAUUGCGUCGGAUCAGGAUCCCGACCUACCCCGCUACUACAACGACCUUGGUCUGAUACGCUGGGAUCUGUAUUACCACACAGGAUUCUUUGACACACUGACCUCUGCUAUAAGCGCGGCACGCCAGGCUAUAGAGCGAGUACCCGAAGAUUCCCAGGAACGAUUGCGAUACCUCGACAAUCUAUCUUACAUGUUACUUGACGAAUUCAAGGCAUGUAAGGAUUACAAGGUCUUAAGGGAGUCUCUGGAGACUGUGCGAGAGGUUGCCCAACUUUGCCCGUACAAUCAUCCAGACAGAUUGGAAUAUGUAGACAAUUACGGCCGGGCUCUAGUCGAACUAUCCAUUCGGACGGACUCCGUCGAUGAUCUGGAGCAGGGUUUAGGACAAGUGAGACGCCUUGUCAAUGGCAUUCCAGACGAUCACCCUUGCAGAGCCCAGUGCCUCUCCACUCUUGCAUCAAUGCUUUGGGUUCAGUAUGGUUUCAGAAGAGGAAAGGCCAUGGGGGAAGAAUUCGAGAUGGGAGGAACUUGGGUUCAUUGGAACCAGCCGCAUGUCUGCUCCGAGAUAUAUCGCUACAAUCUUCAAGGCAACCUAAAAACAUCAGCCGGGACGGUCGACGCCAAAUCCACCUUGUAUGCAGCGGCUUUUUCAGAACCCAGCAAUCUUGACGGCAAGGAAACAGCCGCAGCGGUUCAGAGAGCUGCAGACGCGUUCUUCGCCAUCGAUGGCCUAACCAGUCGUGAUUUGAUGCGACAGCCAGCACUCUGGACGAAAUACGAUCAUCUUUCUGCCAAGGACCGUCUGGACCAGCUCGACAUUCCUCAAAUUGAGAAGGACUUGUUCGAUGGCAUGAUAAGCUCCUUUGGAUCAGUGCCCGGAUCGCAGUGCGGAUUCACUGAAGUCUUGCGCUGGUAUGCGCUGGGCGGUCACUCUAUGGCUGGUGUCUUUGAACAUGCAGGUAUCUUCAAGUUAGGCAAGGGAGGCAUGACGUCACUGGCGCUGUCUAUCUUAUCUGAAUAUCGCGGUCGUUUACUUUUCGAGACUACAAUCGACGCGGUCAAGCAAGAUAAGAACAGCGUUACCUUGAAUUCAAAGAAUGGCCGGACUGUUAAAGCUCGUUAUGUCAUCUCAACAAUACCUUUGAAUUGCUUGGCAGACGUCACCUUUAGUCCCCCACUCUCGCCCUUGCGUCAAGAGGCUGUCAAUGCUGGACACAUCAACCAAGGCGCCAAGAUCCACUUCAAAAUGAGAGAAACUGAAGAUGGCUGGUUCUCAAUGGCAAGUGGCUACGGAGCAUCACCAUGGUGCUUUGCAUUCUCCGACCACAACGGUACCAUUAACCAAAAUGGUACAUACUGUAUUGGCUUUGGCUAUGGUGGUCAUCUUACAGAUCCGCGCGCCAACUCCGAUAUCAUUUCUAGUUUCAACGCCCAUCUGAAGCCAGAUGCAGAUGUUGAAGCAUAUCUUACGCACGACUGGAUGAACGAUAGUCUUGCGAAGGGCACUUGGAGCUGUUGGGGACCUGACUCUAUGAGCAAGUGGUUCAGCGAGCUUCAGAAACCACAUGGACGGGUCUUGUUUGCUAGCGCUGACUGGGCGAAUGGAUGGAGGGGGUUUAUUGAUGGUGCGAUUGAGAGAGGCGUGACUGCAGCUGUAACUGCAGCCCAACUAUUGUCGCAAGAUGGAAUCAGUUCUCACCUUUAG
Molecule: messenger RNA, 1899 nt
Organism: Fusarium coffeatum
Lineage: Eukaryota; Fungi; Ascomycota; Sordariomycetes; Hypocreales; Nectriaceae
Exons: 3
Coding region: 1-1899 (632 amino acids)
Molecular function (GO): protein binding; oxidoreductase activity
Source: RefSeq, a predicted model, not a curated record